Messenger RNA from Manihot esculenta (cassava), 1041 nucleotides. RefSeq lists its product as uncharacterized. The record is from RefSeq and is a predicted model, not a curated record. NCBI's taxonomy places the organism in Eukaryota, Viridiplantae, Streptophyta, Magnoliopsida, Malpighiales, Euphorbiaceae. Bases 1 to 1041 code for a protein of 346 amino acids. The transcript has a single exon.
AUGAAUGCCAAUCGACAGUGGAUGUAUAAUAGGCUCAAGGAUGGGUUGUUGAAUAUUGAAUUUUUAAACGGUUUAGAGGAGUUCAUACAAUUUGCUUCAACCCAUCCUGAAUGUAUGGAUGGUAUGAAUAUAAGAUGUCCUUGUAGUAUGAGAAGGUGUUCGAAUCGGAGGUUCCUCUGUGUGGACGAUGUACGAUAUCAUCUGAUGAAAAAUGGUUUCGUCCCUAAUUACUACAGGUGGACAGCACAUGGUGAAUGUUGGGAUGAUCAAGGAACCUCUAGUGUGCUAUUGUCUGAAACUAUCAUGGAAAACGAUUUUCAAACUGGGGCUAAUGGCCGAUACCAUGAAAUGGUACUUGAAGGGUUUGGUUUACCGCCUCAAAUUGAAUUCAUGGAGGAGGCACCUAAUGCCGAGGCACAAAGGUUGUAUGAAAUGUUACAAGCAGCAAGUGAAGAGUUAUGGCCAGGAUGCAAUAAGCACACAAAACUGUCUGCUGUGGCACGUUUGAUGAACAUGAAAUCGGAGCAUCAUUUCUCUGUAAAAUGUUUUGAUCAGAUUGUCGAGUUUUUGAAAGAAGUUCUACCCGAAGAUAAUGUGCUUCCUAAUAAUUUUUACAAAAUGAAAAAGUUAAUUGAGGGUUUGGGUCUACCAGUGGAAAAGAUUGUUUGUUGCAGAAAUAAUUGCAUGAUAUAUUGGUCUAGUGACGCUGAGUUACAAGAAUGCAAGUUUUGCCAGCUUCCUAGAUAUAAACGCACGGUAAACAGCUUGACAAAGCAAGUUGUUCAGAAGCCAUAUAAGAAGAUGUAUUACUUUCCUCUCACUCCAAGGUUACAACGGCUUUAUGCAUCAGACGCAACAGCACCCCAUAUGAGAUGGCAUGCUGAACAUGAAUAUGAGGAAGGGGUCAUGCAUCAUCCAUCUGAUUCUCCUGCAUGGAAACACUUCAAUGCAUGUUAUCCAUCAUUUGGAUCAGAGAUAAGGAAUGUGAUGCUUGGAUUGUCUACUGACGGAUUCCAACCAUUUGGACAAUCUGGCCAAUAG